AUAUUCCUUAUAACUGGGUGGGGGGGGGGGGGGUUCUCAGUUUGGAGAAAACUCAGAGAACACUCUCUUUACACUUGAGCCUCCCCCUAAACAGCUGGAACUGGACUGCACAAAAAGCAGUGAAACAGCAACAGAAAGAAAAGGAAACCAAAAGCUACUGAUGAAAGAGACAUAAGUUGAAACAGAAAUCGGACUAAAAUGGCUGUGAAUAGAUGCAAAUACGUGGUAUGUUUGUUAACUAACUUUCAGAUUAAGGUCAGAGUUUCAUACGUCAACAGAGAGAAUGAGGCUGUAUAAUGCUCACCUAACUCUCUGAAUGGGCCAUGGAGGACAUGGUUGUGCCUGAGGAGGGCAAUCCUAUAGCCACUGACUCCCUUCCAAUGGACAGAUCAGACCAGGAAUCUAAAUCCCUUCUGUCAAGUCCAACCCAUGUGCUUCGAUCCAUCAUUUCCUCAUCUCUAAGCUCCCACACCCAGCUACACCAACAUGCUUCUGCAUUAUCAUCCCCACAGUCAAAGCUGAAAUCUCAUUCAGAGCACAAGGCAAAUUGGAACCAGCCAGUUUUCCACAGGUCAGCUUCAUCUCAUACAGGUGUCUUGGGAUUUAGCAGCAGUGAUGAAGACAUGGAAGCUCAUGCUGCGGAUUUCACCAUCCGCACUCCUGAUGAUAAAAAUAUCAUUGCUCCCAUGGAACAUGGAGAAGCAGUAUUUCUGGACAACAUGAGAGACAACAUCUGCAAUGCUAAACAAGAUAUGUCCUUGUGUCACAACAAACUAUGGAGUUCACCCAAGAGUUUUUGGAGGAUUACCAGGCAAGAACCCACACUGUCAAACGGACGUGAGGUUUCAGAAAGUGGGGUCAUGUCCAAGCAUACAGCUCUAAAAACGGAUUCAAUUAUUCAGGCAGAGAUAAAAAGAUCAGACAGCACAGAGAGCCAUCCUCAGAACUGCAGUACAAGUGACUCAGGCCUGGUAGUUGGAACAGGAAGCAAACUUUGGCGUGCGGAGAGUCUGGAGAGCAUCUGCAGCAGUGGAAGCUGUCUCUCACUAGCGGAGAGAGUGGAGAUAAACCGAACGCUCCUCAGACAGAUGCUUCAGAAAACCCAGAGAAGGAACGGUGAGGGGCAGCAUGCAACAGUUACUGAUCAGAGGGUGGAGAAUACACAUAGCAGAGGUGCGCUGAAUGACAGUGACUGGGAUUCUGGGAUUUCUCUUCAUGACAGUGAACAAAGUAACAGGUCCUUUGUCUCGGGCACUGAGUUGCCGCUCAGUCCUCGCCAUGAACAGGCCAAACAACUGCUGGAGCGUGCUCGCAUGAAGGCCCGCUCAAACCCUCUGAAAGCCGACCACACCAUUCUACCCGUCCAGAGGGACAAGCCGGAGCUGCUGUCUCGUGUCGGAGCACCAGUGCAGCAGGCUCCUCUUGCGGGUACGGAACGGGUGGUGGUUGGCUCGGGAAACCUCAGCGACUCAUCUAGCAGUGACUCAACUGGAGGGUCUCGACGUCGACGUACGCAUGGUCAGUCUCCAACACGUGUGCGUUUUCAAGAUGAAUCAGAGGAAGAUGCUGAAGUGCGUUACUUGGAACGACAGCGGAGACGAGCUGGAGAGAGGGCACAGGGACUGCUGGGAGCCAAGCCCAGUUUGGCAACAUACAUCAAUAGCAAGAGACCUGAGGACAAAUACAAAAACAGAUGGAGUCAAGAGAAAUUACCUGAUGCUAAUAGUCAAUAUGAACCCGAGGCUGUGGGUCAACAGUGCAACUCUUGUGGAACGAUAUUUAGAGAUUUUUCAGAUUCUCACAUCUUUCAAAAGCAACCAUUACCUUCUAAUGGAAAAAGUGAGGGAAGGACAGUAACAUGCUGGGUUGCACCCACGCUGCCUAACCGCCUGGUGCGAAUAGAGCAGAUUAAAGAGACUUACAUCGGCUCCAUGAGCCCUGUCAUCGUGGAAAGCGAUGGCACACACUGUAGAGCCACAGGCAGUGUCGGCAGUGACAGAGGGACGCUUCAGAAGCAGAAGAGAAGAAGUCGUAGGAGGGAUGGCAGUCCUGAGACAAGGGCUAUGAACUCUAAUGGAGCUAUAGCUGUACCCCCAAACCCAUAUGCCCUAGAGUCACUAGAGCUAAAAGUGAAGGAUAGAACAUGUAAGUCUCUUGCUGACUUUAAAGAAUGUAUGCCUUCAGUUGCCACAAAAGGAGAAGUUCCUGAAGCUCAGUCAGCUCCCAGGCUCCCUCAGCCUCUUCCAACACAUAUUCCCCAAAAAUCUACUUUGACAUUGGAGUCUAAUGACCAACAAGUCAUGCCUUCUCAACACCACCAUCUUGCACACAUCGACAUCAUACAAAAGGAUGGGGAGCAGUCAGAUCUAAAGGAUCUUCCCAAAGGAAACCCUGAUACUCCAAACACCAAAUUGAUAUCCAAAACCUCCAUGCUGAAGGAACAAGCAGGUAGCAACAGUCAUGACCAGAGAAUUAUAACACCAAGACAACAUGAUUCCCAACAUGCAGGAGUGGCACAGGACCAAAUCAGAGUGGAGGUAGUAGCCAGCCCUGACGAAACGGCUGUGAAUAAUGGACAUGUUGAAGGACCUAUGAGGGCUGAGCAGCAAGGGGAGGGAAGCCCAAUCCCUUCACUAAAUAUGGCACCAGAGACAAACCAAAAGGAAGGUAAAGCUCACCAGGCCUUGCGCCGCUUCUUUUCAGCCAUGGGUCUGAGUGCAGGCGCACGACUUGGUAAGAGUCACUCCAGCAGCAUGGAACAGCUUGGCCCACCACUCAAACCCAGAGUUUCUUUAGAAAGCCCCGGCACCCCAAGUACACUAAAGAAGGCCCCGUCGCUCCAAAACCUACGCCUGGUGUCUCCCUUCUCUCAGCUGAAGAAAUCCUCCUCAGUGCAGAAUCUCCACUCGCCCAAGAAGAAACUGGAGCGCUCUACUGUAUAUACACCAGGGGAUCGGGCCUGUAGCCCUGCCCUCUCCAGGGGACUCCAGCGUGCACUAAGCAAAGAGGACGUAGGCAGCCCCAGUGCUUUGCGCUCAGUGGGUAGAGUUGCUCAGGCAUUUCCUGAUGGAACAUUUCUGUUAGAACUAAACCGGCCUCCAGACAGGCCCUUCGGCUUCCUCAUCUCCCGUGGGAAAUGCAGACCAGACUCAGGUGUGUAUGUAGAGGACAUAGGGGACAGCAGUACUAGGAAGCUGUACGCUGGAUUGCUGGGGGUGGGUGACGAGAUCCUGGAGGUGAACGGGGAGAAGGUAGCAGGGCUGAGUUUGGACUCGGUCACCCAGCUUUUGGUCCAGAGCGAUACGGCAUCCAUUCGUGUGCUACGGGAACGAACAUCUCACCGCUAACUCACCACACAGAGGAAAAUACAGAGGAUGUGGGUACUGAUCUGCUGGGCUUGAUCAUAAAAACACCUACAUUCUAACUCUGAUGACUCAUUCUGACUUGUUAUUUAUCAGUAGACAUAGCUUUACUGCUGAAGUCAUGCUUGAACCAAUGUUGUGGCUAGGCUGUGGCUUGUGCUGUUAGAAAUGACAAAGUAAGGGAUUUUUUUUAGCAGUACUAAAACACAGAUAAAGCCAUGUUCCUCCUUGCUGACUGCAUUUUGGGGAUGUGCGCAAAACCUCUGCCUCAGAUAUUCCCACACAUAUCUCUGGGACUGUAAUUUUUCUUUGUGGAUCUGCAUUUCUUUUUUAACACAGAUAUUUAUAUUGACUUUUGGAGGUUUCUUAACAUAAUUCAGGAGUUUCUUCAAAGACAAACUAUUUUACCAAAUUUUACCAAAAGAAUCUGUAUAGUUGUGCUUGGUGGGUUUCCCCUGGGUACUGGGCUGUUAAUUUCUUCAAAGGUGAUGCAGAUUUGGUUAAUUGGCAUCCCCAAAUUGCCCAUAGUGUGUGAAAAAGUGUGUGUGCUCUGUAAUGGAUUGGACCCCUGUCCAGGGUGAACCCCACCUCAUGCCCUAAGUAUCCUGGGAUAGACUCUAUAUACAGGAUGAAGCGGUGUAGACAAUGAGUGAAAUUUUUUAUAACAGUUUGCAUAACUAUGUUCCACUAAUUCAAAAGAAAGUUAUGUAUUAACUGCAGCUACUGUAGCUGACUCCUGUUACACCAAGGGGGUUUAGCUACACAUAAAUAGCGAAACAGCAAGCUAGCUCGGUAGUUAUUCAUUGCUCUACAAAAUAAAGUGUUAAAUAAAAUGAAGUAUUACCUUAGAGAAAAAGAAACCAUGUAUUGCACAGAAAAGAUUCUUGUUAAAGGAAACUUUAAGUAAAAGUAAAUCCAGGUAUUGAGCAAAAGUUAAAAGCAGAACACUAACCUGAUCUCUGUGACUCAGUAGUGGAAAAGUCAAUAUUUUUAUAACUAGCAUACUAUUAUUUACAUGGCACCGGCAUGUCCUUUAAAGUGUAAGUUCUUUCUAUGCUCAUUUUUUGGGGAGGAUUGUAUCUGAAAAUAUUUGACACAUCACAUACUGUCUGGUCACUUUCAUGAGAAAGGGGCAUGCAGUAAAGUGAGGCUGAUGUUGACUAAAUACCAUGAAACUAGGUUCCACAGAGCCAUAUAAAAUAAAAUUGAGCUUUUCAGUAGUGCAGCUGAACAAUUUGGGAGUUUAAAUAUCAUCAUUCUAACAUGCCACCUGGCAAGGAGUUUAUUUCAAGUGGUCAAUAUAUCUAAUUCUGCAGUUCCUCGGGCAUGUUGGGUGAUGGGGCUGAAAGAGUUACCCCUUUUGCCACCAAGGUGAACCAGGUGCUAGUUCAUGUCUGGUGCUAGUGCCGGUUCAAUAGCGACUAGAUUUGUUUUUCCAUGGGCUAAAGCGAUACAUAACUGUAUACGUCUGUGUACAUCUUUGCUUUCCUAGCAAUGCUAGUGGCAAUGCCGGGGCAAAAAAAAUCAAUUAAUAAAAUGCU
Messenger RNA from Clarias gariepinus (North African catfish), 4903 nucleotides. RefSeq lists its product as uncharacterized. NCBI's taxonomy places the organism in Eukaryota, Metazoa, Chordata, Actinopteri, Siluriformes, Clariidae. Gene Ontology annotation, molecular function: protein kinase C binding. Bases 324 to 3347 code for a protein of 1007 amino acids. Gene Ontology annotation, biological process: establishment or maintenance of cell polarity; regulation of cellular localization; centrosome cycle. Gene Ontology annotation, cellular component: cell cortex; apical plasma membrane; nucleus. The record is from RefSeq and is a predicted model, not a curated record. The transcript has 10 exons.